Messenger RNA from Hibiscus syriacus, 1521 nucleotides. RefSeq names its product protein DETOXIFICATION 24-like. The coding region runs from base 33 to 1487 and encodes 484 amino acids. Gene Ontology annotation, cellular component: membrane. Gene Ontology annotation, molecular function: xenobiotic transmembrane transporter activity; antiporter activity. The transcript is spliced from 7 exons. The record is from RefSeq and is a predicted model, not a curated record. Gene Ontology annotation, biological process: xenobiotic detoxification by transmembrane export across the plasma membrane. NCBI's taxonomy places the organism in Eukaryota, Viridiplantae, Streptophyta, Magnoliopsida, Malvales, Malvaceae.
UUUGUUUCAUUCAGUUCCAUAUCUAAUUAGCCAUGGAUGACAAUAUGCAGCAGAGGUUUCUAGAAGAAGGAGAAGAAGACGAGACUGGUCUAAAGACAAGAGUUUGGGUUGAAACAAAGGCAAUAUGGAGGGUUGCAUUCCCUUCAAUGUUGAGCAGCGUCACUUCCUUCGGGAUGAUCGUCGUCACGCAGUCGUUUCUCGGUCACAUUGGCGAAGUCGAGCUUGCCACUUAUGCACUCAUUCAAAGCAUUUUCGUUAGGUUCAUCAAUGGCAUUCUAAUUGGAAUGUCGAGUGCGACUGAAACACUAUGUGGGCAAGCAUUCGGAGCAGGACAAUACCACAUGAUGGGGAUAUACCUGCAACGCUCAUGGAUCGUCGAUGGCCUCACAGCGACGAUCGUACUCCCGGUGUUCUUUUUCACUUCACCGAUCUUCAAACUACUGGGGCAGGAAGAUGAGAUCGCGGAAGCAGCCGGGAGUAUAUCUCUAUGGUUUAUUCCCAUGCUUUACGAAAUGGUCUUUGCACUCACCAUGCAAAUGUUCCUCCAAGCUCAGCAAAAGAACUUCAUUGUUGGGUGCCUAAGUGCAUCCUCGUUCACUCUUCACAUGUUAUUGUCAUGGAUCUUGGUGUACAAGCUUAACUGGGGUGUUGCCGGUGCAAUGGGUUCCUUGAAUAUAUGUAGUUGGCUUAUGGUUCUCGGCGAGUUCGCGUUCAUCUUCGGAGGCUGGUGCCCCAAUACAUGGAAAGGAUUCUCCAAGGCUGCCUUCUAUGAUCUCUGUCCUAUAAUAAAGCUCUCCAUGGCCUCUGGCCUCAUGCUUUGCUUAGAGUUGUGGUACACUGCCAUUCUUGUGUUGCUGGCUGGAUAUAUGAAAAAUGCAACCAUUGCCAUUGCUGCAUUCUCCAUCUGCCUCAAUGUCAAUGCAUGGGAAUUAAUGUUCUGCAUAGGGUUCCUUGGUGCAUCAAUAGUUAGGGUGGCCAAUGAAUUAGGCAGAGGGAAUGCAAAAGCAUUGAAAUUCUCAAUAAAAACAAUAAUGAGCACUUCAGUCUGCAUUGGGGUUACAUUCUUUGUUAUAUGCUUAGUGUUUUGGCCUCAAAUUGCCCACUGGUUCACCACUAGUGAACAAGUUGUACAAGUUGCAUCAUCUCUCUCAAUCUUCCUUGCCAUCUCAAUGUUGUUCAACAGCAUUCAAAUAGUACUAGGUGGUAUAGCAGUUGGGGCUGGAUUUCAAAGUGUGGUGGCAAUGGUGAACUUGGGAUGUUAUUAUGGUGUGGGAGUGCCUGUUGGAGCUGUGCUUGGUUAUGUGUUGAACCUUGAAGUUAUGGGACUAUGGAUAGGGUUGCUUAGUGGUGUGGUAUUACAAACAAUGAUUCUAGUGUUCAUAAUAUGGAGAACAAAUUGGGAUGAACAAGUUAACAAGGCUUCUCAACGUCUCAAACGUUGGCUUGUGGACGAUGGACAACAUAAUCAAACCCUACCUCAACCUUAAUUUGUACUUGUUUCAUCUAGAAGUUUUUUUUGUA